GAGUUUGACUCUAUUUUUAACUCUUUCCUUUUUUUCUUCCUCUAGUUGUGUCAUGUCUUCUUCUCCUAGCAUUACUGAGGGCAGUGAUGCCAGUGUGUACAUGGAUAGGCUUGAUGAAUGGAUUCAAGAUGAGGGGAAAAUUGUUACGUAUAAAUGGUUGAGCAGGACUCUCUCCCUAUCAGUAACUAGUGCCAAACAAAUACUCUCUUCCUAUGUCGAGAAAUGUAAAGAAAAAACUGAUCCAGAUGAUGCUGCAAUACAUGUAUUCUAUACAUUAACAGGACAAGACAAGGACACUAGUGGUAUAAUGGUCCUCCUAGUCGAUGAAGAGGAUAGAGAGAAAUAUGAAUCACAGUUGCAGGCUGUUUACAAUGUUGCUGUGUACAGUGUCCAAAAAUCUAAGCCAAAAGACACAGCUGCAUUGUAUAAUAGCGAUCGUCAGUGUAUGUUGGAUCACUUGUCCUCCUAUUCGCAAUGGAAUCUUAUUAAAUGUCCUAAUAUGGCCACCAGACCAAUCAACAAUACCACACCCACAACCACCACUAUUGAAGCAGCUGAUCAUUCAACUUCCAGUGUAUGCCAUUUUGCUAGCAAGCCAACAAAAAGGAAGCCCAUCAAUAAAGAUUCUGUUACUUCAUUCUUUGGCAAAGCACAAAAGCAGCAGACCGGCACUAGUAAAAGCAGCAGCAGCAACGAAAAAGAAAACUCGCCAAUAAUGAGAAAGAAAGAGUCAAUCACAUCAAGUGUCAAGAGGUCAAGUGAUACUACUCUUCAAGCUAAGCCAUCCAAUGGACCUCCUCCUCUCAUCAAAAAAGAAUUAGUAGAAGAAGAAGAGGCAUUGCUGGAUAAGGAACAAGAUAAUUCAACAUCAGCACAGGCUCCUAUUGAAUCAGAACAUAUUAGAAUGGUAAAGAAAGAAGGCAAAAUUGAGGACUCAGAAGGACCUAAAGCUAAGAGAAAGCCUACAAAGAAAGUUUUAGAUCCUAAGCCAAAGGCCACACAAUCAAAAAGGAAGAGGAAAAGAAUACAAAACAUGUCAAGCGAUGAGAGUGACUCAGAGCCAGACCAGCAACAGAAAAGUUUACCAGCAACCAGCAUCACUGACAGGACAGAGUCAUCUUCCCCUGCUAGCAGUGCCACUAAAAAGAGAAAGAGAGUAAAGAAACUAGUCACCAAGAUGUUUGUAGAGGAAGAUGGAUCAAUGGUAACUGAGAAACAUUGGGAGGAGGUUUCAACUGAUGCAAGUGAUGAAGAGAAACCAACUCUUCCUACUCCUUCCCCAAUGGUUGCUAGUAGUAAAAUGGCUGGCAGUAGUACUGGAAAGAAGAAGAAAGGAACUCAAGCAUCUCUAAUGAGUUUCUUUGGAAAAUGAUGCACACAUACACAGCAUAUCACUUAACUGUAAUGGCCAGACUUAAUCGUAUGAAUAAAAUAUGAAUAAACUCAAUGUUCAUAGUAAUUUAACUAUAAUUUCCAGGAGAGUUCCCACCAUGAAAA
This is a messenger RNA of Amphimedon queenslandica, 1497 nucleotides long. RefSeq names its product DNA polymerase delta subunit 3-like. Lineage: Eukaryota; Metazoa; Porifera; Demospongiae; Haplosclerida; Niphatidae. Gene Ontology annotation, molecular function: DNA-directed DNA polymerase activity. Gene Ontology annotation, cellular component: delta DNA polymerase complex; nucleus. Gene Ontology annotation, biological process: DNA strand elongation involved in DNA replication; DNA synthesis involved in UV-damage excision repair; DNA replication. The coding region runs from base 53 to 1372 and encodes 439 amino acids. The transcript has 14 exons. The record is from RefSeq and is a predicted model, not a curated record.